Trachymyrmex cornetzi is the source of this 2022-nucleotide messenger RNA. RefSeq lists its product as uncharacterized. The record is from RefSeq and is a predicted model, not a curated record. Gene Ontology annotation, cellular component: plasma membrane. The transcript has 8 exons. The coding region runs from base 1 to 2022 and encodes 673 amino acids. NCBI's taxonomy places the organism in Eukaryota, Metazoa, Arthropoda, Insecta, Hymenoptera, Formicidae. Gene Ontology annotation, molecular function: olfactory receptor activity; odorant binding. Gene Ontology annotation, biological process: detection of chemical stimulus involved in sensory perception of smell; sensory perception of smell.
AUGACCAUUUUGAACUCUGGAGGUGCAAGAACCGAAUUCUCUGCAUUAAUCUUCAAUAUGAACGUUACCAAACAUUCACGUUAUAAAGAUUUUGUAUGGGCAAUCGAACUAAAUCGACUCGGUUUGGAAUUAGUCGGUUUAUGGCCCAAAACCAACGGAGCAGUUAAGAAUACCUUCGUUUCGGAUCUUCGUGUGGGCAUAAUUUUCUUUAUAGUAACUUUCUUAUCCAUUAUUCCUCUCUUAUGCUCCCUUGUGCGAGUUUGGGGUGACAUGAUACUUAUAGUAGACAACCUCCAAGUUGUUUUACCUUUACUAAUCGUUUCACUGAAACUUAUCGUCAUACGAUGGAAACGUACAGCUAUUACACUGCUCGUAAAGAUGAUGGCAGAAGAUUGGAUGGAAUUAAAGAUAGACGCAGAAAGAAACGUGAUGAUUAAACGAGCACAAACUGCUCGACUGAUUGUAAUUUGUGGAUUUUUUUUGAUGAUAUUUAUAUUCAUCGUGCUAAUUAUUCUUCCUGCUUUCGGACUACACUUCAGAUAUAUAACAAAUCUUACGGAUCAGGAAAGAUUAUUACCCUUUCAGGCAUAUUACUUUUACGAUACAGAUAAGAGUCCGCAAUUUGAGAUCGCGCUUGUGAUUCAAGCUGCAACGAUGUUUCUAGGUGGAACAACUUAUACCUCAGUAGAUGUUUUUCUUGGACUUUUGAUCCUUCAUAUCUGUGGCCAAUUGGAGAACUUCAAAUACCGAUUGACCGAUUUGACAUCGUGCAAGGAUUUUGAUAGCGCUCUGCGUAACAAUGUACAAACUCAUCUGCGGAUAAUAAGGUUUCUCUAUGAUUUUACAUGGGCGAUUAAAUUAAAUCGCUUGGGUUUAGAACUGCUUGGAUUAUGGCCGAAGAGCGAUGAAAAAUCUAAGAAUAACUUCUCUUCUGAUCUCCGUGUGAUUAUUAUUUUCGUUAUAGUGACAUUUGUUUCUGGUAUACCUCUUGUCUGCUCCCUUACACGAGUUUGGGGAGACAUGAUACUUAUGAUAGAUAAUCUCCAAAUUACUUUACCUUUAUUGGUAGUCUCGUUAAAACUUGUUGUUCUACGGUGGAAAAAAACAGCACUUAUGUCCAUCAUAAAAAUGAUGGCUGAAGACUGGAUGGAAUUGAAGACAAGAAAGGAAAAGGAUGUAAUGAUGAGUCGAGCACAGAUUGCUAGAACGAUUAUCAUCAGCGGAUAUAUUUUAAUGGUAUUGGCGUUCAUUGUGGUUAUUAUUCUUCCUUAUUUUGGUUUACCGUUGAGGCAUUUGACAAAUCUUACGGACCCGGACAAGCCGCUGCCGCUGCAGACUUACUAUUUUUAUGAUAUAGAUAAGAGUCCACAAUUUGAACUAACAUACAUCAUUCAAGCUAUUACAAUUUUCUUGGCCGCCGUAACUUAUACUUCGGUAGAUGCUUUUCUCGGACUCACUAUUCUUCACUUGAGUGGUCAACUAGAAAACUUUAAAGGCCGUGUAACUAAUUUAAUUUCAUGCCAGAAUUUUAUCUAUAAUCUGAGUCACAACAUAACAAAUCAUAUGCGGCUUAUCAGAUUUGCCGGCAUUAUUGAAAAUAUCUUUACCUUUAUGACGUUAGGCUUAUUAUUUUAUUUUUGCAUUUCAUUUUGUCUUCAUGGAUUCUUAUUACUUGCUGUGAUUACUGAAGGAAGUCAUUUUUCUGCUGCACGAUUAUGUUUUCCAUUAAUGGGUAUCACCAUCUUGUUUUCGCAUGCUUUCGUUUAUUGUGGUGCCGGAGAGAUUGUAACAAUGCAAAGGCCUCCUAAACUCGUCCACCGAUCGAGCAUACCCUUGUAUUUAUACCAUGGGACUGAUCACUAUCUUAAGUUGCUAGGCGAGAAGUUGUUUACCAAUCAACCUUGGCAGCACAUGAGCAGUGCAAGAAAAUAUCUCCUCGCGCUAGGUGGUCACGUAUCGCACUGCACGCUUGCAUUUGAUGGUAGGCUGGACGGAUACGCACAUUUAUUCUGUGAUCUUUAA